AUGAGGGCUACCAAAACCCUCACGUGCAGCAACUGCGCGGCGACGGAUCACCUCCGCAGGGACUGCCCACUGGUGACGUGCCGGGCCUGCGGGCGGCUCGGGCACUUCAAGGAGGACUGCCCGAGGGAAAACAAGCGGGCGCGGCUGGAGGAGGACGGCGAGGUCUCUGUUUGCCGCACCUGCGGAUCCUCGCGUCACGUGCAGGCCAGCUGUCCCCUGCGCUCGCAGUCUAUAGAGUGUUUCCAGUGCCACCAGCGGGGCCACAUGGUGCCGACCUGCCCGCAGACGCGUUGCUUUAACUGUGGCAGCUACGGCCACAGCUCGCAGCUCUGCUACAGCCGGCCGCUGUGCUUCCACUGCUCGUUAGCCGGACACCGCUCCACGGACUGCCCCAUGAAGCCAAAGGGCCGGGUUUGCUACCGCUGCAAGGAGCCUGGGCACGAGAUGGCGGACUGCACCCACAUCGCGCUGUGCCACAUGUGCAACCAGGCCGGCCACCUCAUCGCCCAGUGCCCGGAGGCCCUCUGCAGCCUCUGCCACGAGCGCGGCCACAUUGCGAGCGCCUGCGCCAAGGUGCGGUGCCUCAACUGCAACGGCCCCCACUCCACGGAGAGCUGCGGGCAACCGGCGUCGGGGGCGAAGGAGCCGGCGGACGGCGUCUCGGCAGAGGAGGCCUCCGUCACCGAUAGCGAGGGCGAGCACGAAAAGCGUCCACACUCGAACACCCGCCCCACCACCGCCGCCACGGAGGACGUCGUUGUGCCUGCCUUUCAGCCGAGCGACGUAAAGCGCGAGGGGCGGGUGGCCGUCGUCAUCGACGGGAGCUACUUUGAGCGCCUUCUCAAGGGCCACGAACGCCGCGACGAGGCACACUACAAGCGCACCGUGGAUGCCCUGCGCUACACGCUGGACUUCAUUGGGGAGGUGUUUCGGAUGGACCCAGUCGCGUACUGGUUCGACACCGACCCCGCCGCCAUGACGGAGUACAUUGAGCACUCCAUGCCGCUGCCGCACCGGGAAAAGGCGUUUCGCGAGUGCCACCUCCGCAAGCGACUGCUUCUGGACGAGAUGAGCGGCGGCCGGCGCCUGGGCAACGUCGUCUCCCGUCUGAUUGGGCGCAUGAAGCAGCAGAAGGGGUACACGCGCGACGGGCCGCGGUACGUGUGGGUGCAGGCCGGCGUCGACGUCGCCAUGACCACCUGCAUCAUCGAGACUUUCCUCCACCAGCAGUUCCAGCAGGUGGUGCUGCUCUGCGGCGACGCCGACCUCUACCCCGCCAUCCAGUACUGCCACAGCCAGCGGCGCAGCUCCCCCGCCCUGGCGCGGGCGAACCCGGUGCGGGUGUGCGGCACCUCCACCUCCAUCUCCAAGCUGUACGGCCGAGACCAGGACCUCAGCGACUUUCUCCCUCGCAUCGCAUUGGAUGCCCCCUCCCACGCGGAGAAGGGACGGGAGGUGGCGUUUCCAACGCACGUGGCUUUUUUGUAG
This is a messenger RNA of Trypanosoma conorhini, 1488 nucleotides long. Its product is annotated as putative nucleic acid binding protein. Bases 1 to 1488 code for a protein of 495 amino acids. The transcript has a single exon. The record is from RefSeq and is a predicted model, not a curated record. NCBI's taxonomy places the organism in Eukaryota, Euglenozoa, Kinetoplastea, Trypanosomatida, Trypanosomatidae. Gene Ontology annotation, molecular function: nucleic acid binding; zinc ion binding.